AUGCAAGACAUAUUUAAAAAGGACCAAUACAACUUCCAGCUUGUCGGAGAGCCCAGCCAAACCUUACAGCUAAUUUUACUCCAAAAUCAAUCAGUUUUCACUAACCUCCCUUAUAUCGUUUAUAUGUCGAAAAAUCUAAAAAUCAAAAAAACUAAAAAUUCCUGAUACAAAUCUCUAUCAAGCCUAUUUUACGAUAAUCCUGAGUUUAUUCACAAAAUAAAAAACCAAGAAGGAGCUUUAGAAUAUGUAGGGAUCAGCAAAACAAUGGGUGGCAAAAUAUUCGGAUUAAAUCCCAAGAUUUUUGAUGGAAAAAUGAUAAUUAGAUUUGAUGCUUUACUAGCUUAUACUUCAGAAAUUUCAAUAAAGAACCAUUUAAGUCAAGAUAUGCAGAUGAGAAAAGAAUUAUGGAUUGAAGGGUCAGGUGAUGGAAUUAUCUUUCUACAAACCCCUUGCACUUUAAUAGAAAAAAGAUUGAGCAAUGAUGAAGAAAUUUUGGUUUCGAAGAAUUCAAUUGUAGCGUGAUCAAAAAAUAUAAGGAUCACAAAUAAUACAGAAAAUAAUUCGUUCGCAAAUUCUUAUUAUUAUGGAUGGGUUCAAAAUAUACAUAAAAUGGCAGGUAAUUAGCGACCGUCUUCACCUUGGCGAGUGUCCUUAUGUAUAUCGGAUGUGGUUUUUGCUGCAAAGAGCUGCCCAAGGAUGGGCUAGCCUCGAAGACAGAGGCCCAGUAUUAUUUCUGCUAAUUAGUGGCCAAGCUCGAACUGCAGUUUUUUGCAUCUUUUUUGCCAGCAGUGCCAAAGACCAGGCUGGGUGUCCGAUGAAGGCAGGGCACUUACCUGCCUAGGCUGCUUUGUGAUUUGUCCCGAAUCGCAUAAGCGGUUGAAUUUUUUCUUAGUACUGAGCCAGGGGACAAAGGAAAGACAGGCCAGACAAUACUCUCAGGGGCUACAGUCUCUCCAGUUUAAAAGGGUCCUGUGGAAGGGGUGAUCUGGCCAAGCUAAGCAGGGUUGGGUAAGCUGAUUUCUUGUGUUGGUCCCGUCAAAGUCCGUAUGACUCGGAUUAUAGAGAGAAAAUGCCUCUAUCGAGAAAUCGGGGGUUUCGGCCCAGGCUCAAGUUAACCGUAGAACACAUGGUGCUCAUGAAUGGGGAUUAUAGAGACACAUCUUAAUCUGAUCUAAUGAUGGGUUCAAGCCAAUGUGAAAGGGCCUGGCGUAGUUUAUAUAGAAGGGAAUGGGAUAACACAAGAAGAAAGAAAAAAGAGUAUUUCCAACAAGAGAAUUAGAGCUUUUAUGUUUAUGUUUUUCUUUAUGAUAGUCGUAGAAAUUAUUCAAAUGUAUCUAGAAGAGUUCAUCUAAUUCCUCGCUUGUAAAUUUGAACCAAGCAUUGUUUCAAUUUACAGGAUAAUUUUUUUUUGAAAAAAAAUAUAUGAAAUUUUUAAUUAAUUAUAAAAUAUCAAUUUAAAUUAACUUUGUUUAAACGUCUUAAAAAUAAAAAUAAUUUAACCUUAAACUAUAUGUAUAUAUAAUAGUAUUUUUAGCAAUAAAAAAAUAAUUUAGCAAAGGUUAAUCUAUCCAAAAAUGAAAUUUUAUAAGUAAUUUGUUCCAAUUUAAAAGAGGGGGAUGAUAA
Blepharisma stoltei is the source of this 1623-nucleotide messenger RNA. NCBI's taxonomy places the organism in Eukaryota, Ciliophora, Heterotrichea, Heterotrichida, Blepharismidae. The record is from the annotation of a GenBank genome assembly.